AUGGAUUUUCAGGAAGACAUGGAUUUUCUGGAAGACUUGGAGAUUUGCUGGAAGACCUGGAGGUUACUGGAAGACAUGGAUUUUCUGGAAGACGUGGAUCUCUAGGAAGACGUAUAUUUGUUGGAAGACCUGGAUUUAGUGGAAGACAUAAAUUUUCUGGAAGACGUGGCUUUAUUGGAAGAUCUGGAUUUAUUUAGUGGAAGACAUAAAUUUUGUCUGGAAGACGUGGACUGACUGGAAGUGGAUUUGGUGGAAGACAUGGAUUGACUGGAAGACCUGGAUUUUUCCGAAGAUAUGGAUUUGACGGAAGACAUAGAUUUUCUGGAAGACGUGGAUGGAGCGGAAGACCUGGAUUUCUUUCUGGAAGACAUCAAUUGACUGGAAGACCUGGAUUUUCUGGAAGACAUAAGUUAGCUGGAAGACUUGGAUUUGGUGGAAGACAUAUUUUUUCUGGAAGACGUGGAUUGGCUGGAAGACUUGAAAUUGCUGGAAGACGUGGAUUGUCUGGAAGAAUUGAAAACAAUGGAAGACAUAGAUUUUCUGGAAGACGUGGAUUUUCCGGAAGAUGUUGUGGAAGACCUAUAAUUACUGGAAGACAUGGAUUAUCUGGAAGACGUGAAUUUUCUGGAAGACAAGGAUUAGCUGGAAGACUUGAUGCUGUUGGAAGACUUGGGAGUUGCUGGAAGACCUGGAGUUGUUGGAAGACCUUGA
Molecule: messenger RNA, 711 nt
Organism: Mustela erminea (ermine)
Lineage: Eukaryota; Metazoa; Chordata; Mammalia; Carnivora; Mustelidae
Gene: CDR1
Product: cerebellar degeneration related protein 1
Source: RefSeq, a predicted model, not a curated record